This is a messenger RNA of Didymosphaeria variabile, 1920 nucleotides long. RefSeq lists its product as uncharacterized. Lineage: Eukaryota; Fungi; Ascomycota; Dothideomycetes; Pleosporales; Didymosphaeriaceae. Bases 1 to 1920 code for a protein of 639 amino acids. The transcript has 2 exons. Gene Ontology annotation, cellular component: site of double-strand break. The record is from RefSeq and is a predicted model, not a curated record.
AUGACGCCAACGGUGGUGGGCGAUACCAUACUUGAGUCCGCCGACGAGUGCGACCAGCCCGCGCCUGGCCUCAAGCCAGUACGCACCCCUCAGAAGUCGAAGUCGCCCAAGGCACGCUCGCUUUCCGAUAGCACGCCGCACCUUGAACCGUCGCCCAAGUUCCACGAGCCCCUCCGCACGUCCAAGGAUGACCACACGAUCAUCGCGAGCCCGCGCACGCCCCGGCGUCCUGAGCUCCUCUCCAGAGGACUGUCGCUGCAGAUGCCCUCCCGCGAGAUGCCCAUGCCCAGUCCCGCACACUUCGCAGCGCGAGUUCCUCUUUCACCGCAGCUAGAUUCCCGCAACACGUACGCUUCGCCUGCUUCACUUCUUCCACGUCGAUCGCGCGGCGCCGAGUUCUCGAGAGCCUGCACCAACCUCCACCACUCAACCCUCGCCGACCAGUCUUCGCCCGACUCGUCGCCCACAAUCACACAAAAGGGCAUGAUGAUCCCUUCUCGCAAACCGCGGGGAAACUCGAUGGUGUUGGACGCGCCCAACAUUGGCUUCCAAUCAUGGGGAAACGGCGACAGAACCGCCGCGUCGAGCUCUGUCGGCAGCAUUAACAUGCUCGGAUCGGAUGAUUCUAGUAGCGCAUCUGACGAGGGAGAUCUAAUGGAUCCGGACGACAAUGAUGAUCCCAUGUUGAUGACUCCCCAGGCUAUCAAGAACCCGCCAUUCGGGGGCCCGCCUGUAGGAAACAGCCCUGGCAUGUGGUCAAACAUGUUUUCCCCAGGACACAUCCCGACUUUCAUGAGCAUACAACGUGCGCGAUUGCGCAAAGGUCGAAGUAGAAAGAGCUCCAGCUCCGCCAGCGGUCACAGCUCCAUGGCGAGCCCAGGGCCGACGUCACCGCCAAAUGGCAAGAGUGAAGGCUACCUUGCGCGGGAAACUGCUAUACGAAAAGCGGGGUCGGCUUCGCGUCGAGAGAGUCUAUCGCUUUUCACCAACGAUCUUCAUAUUUCCUCUGGCAACGACAGCGGGGACGAGGCAGUUACCAUGCCGCAAACGCCAGGCGUUGUGCGCAGAGCUGUCACACGGAGAGGGAACUUGCUACCAAAAUCGCGACAAUUUGGCCGGAUCAGAGCGGAAUUGAUAGAAGAAUCUGCACCUGUCGAUAGCGAGUUUCGCCGUGAAGCCGAGAUCAUUCGUCAAGUACGUGAGAGUGAUGCGGACCCGAGCACAGCACAAUCGUCACCAAACCUGCUACCCACCGUGCCCGGCCUUGAUGGACCAUUGGAGGGCGUACCUGAGGAAGAGAGCGAGAGCGGCAUGAGCUUGGACAGCUCCACUACGAAGGGUUUAUUCGCUGCUUUUGGAUUACAGAAAAACAGUAACGGUCGAGACUUCUGGCAACGCGAUGCUCCGGCCCAAACGCCGCCUCCCCCUUCCUUCCCACGAGCUGGUUCUUCGGCUGUCAGCGAAGACAUUAGCAUGGAUUCACCAACUGUCUCGUCGACCUCUACUUCUCUUCCAUCAGGUACGGCUACUGCAAACUCCGAUGGUUUUGUCCAUCCCGGCUCCGUGUCACGCUCGUCAACGCCACAACCUCUUGCUCCAUUGACUGCAGCCGAUGGGCUGAAGAAAUCCAGUAAACGACGUAGGGACGAUGAUCUGGAUGAGUACUCGAUUAAACGGCGAGCUGUAUCUCCUGGUCUCAGCGUCCACAACAGUCCUGUUCUGUCACAGUCUCCAGCAAACCGCGACCUGUGGGGUUCUGCGAAGCUGACCAAGGAGCCAUCCAGUGGGGCUGUUGUCAGUGGUGAGAGAUCGAACAGCGGAGGGAGUAUCACUAUGACGCCGUCUUUGGGGCCCAAAAGGAUCGGAUUGCAGGGCAUGACCGAUACGAGCGAUGGCUUAAUGAAGAUGAGCAUCGAGUGA